This is a messenger RNA of Cynoglossus semilaevis (tongue sole), 954 nucleotides long. RefSeq names its product metabolism of cobalamin associated B (gene mmab). Bases 79 to 774 code for a protein of 231 amino acids. The transcript is spliced from 10 exons. The record is from RefSeq and is a predicted model, not a curated record. Gene Ontology annotation, molecular function: corrinoid adenosyltransferase activity. NCBI's taxonomy places the organism in Eukaryota, Metazoa, Chordata, Actinopteri, Pleuronectiformes, Cynoglossidae.
ACCGCCCACCAUCUACGGAACUUGCAAUGGAACAAAAUACACUACCUAUUUUCGUAGCUGUUAGCUUUUAGCCGAGACAUGACAUCGUUCAUUAUGAAACCUGUUCACCUCUGUUGUGUUUUAAGGACAAACAGACUGAUAAAUAAUAACUGGACAAGGAUACGUUUGCUUGCAGAAAGAAGGUAUGCUACUGAAGGAGACAACAGGUUACCCAAAAUAUACACCAAAACUGGGGACAAAGGUUUCUCAAGCACAUUUACAGGAGAAAGGAGACCAAAAGAAGAUACAAUCUUUGAAGCCUUGGGAAAUACAGAUGAACUGUCAUCAGCCAUAGGCAUGGCCAGAGAAUUCUGCCUUGACAAAGGUCACACAUUCACAUAUCAGCUUGACAAGAUACAGUGCGUUUUACAGGAUGUUGGCUCCAAUAUUGCCACUCCUCUAUCAUCUGCAAGAGAAAGUCACAUAAAGAAAACAAAAUUUACUGCUCAGCCUAUUACAGACCUGGAGACAUGGAUUGAUGACUUUACAAACGAACUUCCUCCACUGACUAACUUUAUUUUACCAUCAGGAGGAAAGAGUAGUGCAGCUUUACACUUAGCUCGUACAAUCUGUCGCAGAGCAGAGCGCAGUGUUGCUCCAAUUGUGCGCUCAGGGGAGGCAGAUGCUGAUGUUGCCAAGUUUUUGAACAGAUUGAGCGACUACCUGUUUACAUUGGCCCGAUACGCAACAAUGAAAGAAAGCAAUGAAGAGAAAAUCUACAAAAGGCCUGAAUGAGGAGGUUCAAGAAGGAAAUAUUGGGUUGCCACAGCGAAUCAUUGAUUUCCAUCUCUCCCUGUUCUCUGUAUCUUCUACUCUGACUCCAACUAUCUGCAUGUCCUCCCUCACUGCAUCCAUAUUUCUCCUCUUUGGUAAUAACUUAAAUAAUGACAAUAAUUAAAAAAAUAUUUUUUGGGU